GCCCACCUUGCGCGAUGCUGAGCCUCAAGCUGCCCCGGCUGCUCAGCAGCAAGCAAGUGCCCGAGGGGUACCAGGAGCAGGGAAUCCUGUCUGGGUAUCGCCACCCGAGGAGCUCUGCAACAGACUGUCUGCUCAGCGUCUUCCAAAUGACGAACGAAACCCUCAAUAUCUGGACGCAUUUUGUGCCUGCCUGGUACCUAACCUGUUCUGCCUUCCUCAUCAGGACGGUGGAUCUGUACCUGGGGGUCCGAAGUGCCGUAGGGCAAUCAAGCUGGACUGUCCAUAAACCCGUCCCUGCCGGCAGCCCUGGCGUUCCAGUGAGCUCGGUCACUUCUGUCGGCAUCGGUGGCUUCAUUCUCGCCUGUCCCAGACUCCUCGUAGUCCCCGGAUUCAUCUUGUCUGAGACCAUGAAGUCCAUAGAUGCAUCUGUGAGGUUGCUGAGGAUACGAAUAGCGUUUGUGACUAAUCGGGGUCUUUCUUUACUUCCAGGUUCUGCACUGGCAUAUUCAGCCUAUAUUUUCCCAAAAGAAUGGGUGAACAGCACUUUCCACUAUUACUAUGUUCCCAUCGCUGUGUUUAACACUGUUGUUAGCACCAGCCUCUCCUGCUAUUCCAGAUGGCGCUGGCACGCUCUCACGUACCUAUUUGACAGCAUUCCUCUCUUCUACAGGUUCUACCUGUGCGCGGUGGAGAGCUGCACGGAGGCCGUGAUCACGGUGCACUACAGACACACAGUGCUUGCCUUCCUCACGUGCUUCAUCUUUGCUAGCCACCUGCCAGAGAGACUUGCACCAGGACACUUUGACUACAUUGGGCACAGCCACCAGGUUUUCCACGUAUGUGGGAUCAUUGGCACGCACUUCCAGAUGGAAGCCAUCAGGAUGGAUAUGACCGAGCGCCACGACUGGCUCCUGGCCACUUCGAUGCUUCCCUCGGCCCUUCAGACUCUCGGUUCAAUGGGCCUCUGCAUAGCCAUUUCCCUAACUGUCAUUGGGCUCUGCUCAAUGUCUCUUAGCUUCAUGCCUGAGCCUUUGCAGAGAGAAAAAUUGCAUGGGCGUUAGGCUUCACUUCUAGAUACUAUUUAUAUGGCUCCGUGGGAGAGAAACUAAACAAUGUGUGUAUGGUAUGAAUGGAGAUGGAUUUAUUCACAUACACUCUUUGAGAAAAUAUUUAAAAUUUCUCAAGAGUGAAACAUUUUAUAUUGCACUGUUCUUUAUAUAGCUUUAAAGCUGGAAACAGAUUAUGAAAUGUUUUUAAUCAAUUUGAUAGUUCCCCACAAAAAAUGUUUAUAAUAAUCUUAAAUUUUUCUGCAAAAGGGGGAGGUAAACACUAAUAUUUUCUAAAGCAAUAGGCAUUCAUCAGUUCUGCCUUAUGGAGGAACUGGGGAGACAAGUGAAAGUGGAUAAUGCUGGUCAUCUGAUGACAUGAAUGUCCUUGUUAUCAAUUUAAACUGGAAGCAAAAGCUCAGCUAUAUGGAAAUCAGUGUGAAUUGUGUUACUGACUUCAGUGCAGACGGGGCUGGAGAGUCCCAAGGGCUGAGCCUAGCGUUCUGAGCUGUUGCAAUGCUUUUCCAGGUUUCCAGAUUUUGCUUUCAUUGAGGGCAUGAGCCCAAGCUUGUUAAGGCAAGGGCAUGUUUCUGUGGAGUGGAGCAAUUUUAGAUCCGUUCCUUACAUCCCUUGACAUCAGUGAGCUGGAUCAUUAGCCAGGAUGUAAUAGUGCGACACUGUUCAGGCCAGUGGAUCUGGCUCCUUUGCAAAAGAGUAUGAGAAAGAGCUCUCCUAGGGGCUCCCUCACUAAUGUUUUAACUUGAACGGCAGUGUCAUCUACGAGAUUAAAAACUCAAAUAUCUGUCUUCCACAGCCUUACUUUAAACUGAAGUGCCUAACAGAUGUGUGAUUGAGAGAGACUAGAGCUUGCCUAUGUCCCACAUUUUAUUGAUUUUUUUUUUUUUUUGUGUAGCCUCGGCUUUGAGCAUGCCCGUGAUGAGAUUGUCACAUUGGAUUUAUCUAAUAAUGUGUAGUAGGUACAUGAACAUGUAAUGCUAAAAUUACUGCUGUGGAAUGUUAUCAAGCUUCUUGAUAAUCAUACGGGUGUAUAAUUUGUUUUCUGUCUAAUUACCUCUAUUAAGGUAUGAUAGAUGCACUUUUGAGUGACAAUACAACAGCUCUUUAAAAAUAUUAUAGGACAAACAAGUCUUUUGGAAACAAGCUUUCUUUUGAAAGCUGACCAAGAUUUAUAUUAAUAAGCACUGGAACAUAAUGGUUUAUUCAACAGUUUUAUUUAAUUAAAAGGGAAAGCUAAUAUAACUAUGGCACUGAUAUAUGCUAACCUGAUUUGGAUGGUUCAUAAAAAUACUGUCUGUGAAAAUAACUGCUUCAAAGAUAAUUGCUAAUAAUUGCAAAACUUAUUUUCCUUGUGUACAUGUGUAACUGGAAAGGAAUCUGGCUUUGUGUGCAUGAAGUGAUUUAAGAUUCUCUAAAAUUUACACUAAUUAUUAUAUUUUUUUCUUGAUAUUUUAGCUUUUGAAUAUGGGAAGUCCUCUUGUCCUCCUUAUAUGCAACAUCUAUUAAAUAUGUUGCGAUAUUUGUAGGAAAACUACACUAAAAAUUAUAGCACUAUUUUAUACACUGUUACAAUCCUUACACAUCCUGUCUAAUAGAUACUUUACACAUUAAAGUGAAUGUUGUUUGAUCUUGAAGCAGCAUAGGUAAGCCAGAUUUUUUCUUCAGUUGGAGCUAUGCCUUCCAAAAGCUAUUUUAUUUCUUUGUAUGUCAUAAAAUUUAGUACAUAAAACCUCUGUGUCAAAUUGUUACAUAUAAAUAAUAUAAGAUACUUAUUUGUUUGAA
Molecule: messenger RNA, 2846 nt
Organism: Struthio camelus australis
Lineage: Eukaryota; Metazoa; Chordata; Aves; Struthioniformes; Struthionidae
Source: RefSeq, a predicted model, not a curated record